Penicillium macrosclerotiorum is the source of this 2415-nucleotide messenger RNA. RefSeq names its product ubiquitin-protein ligase dscA (gene dscA). The transcript has a single exon. The record is from RefSeq and is a predicted model, not a curated record. Lineage: Eukaryota; Fungi; Ascomycota; Eurotiomycetes; Eurotiales; Aspergillaceae. Bases 1 to 2415 code for a protein of 804 amino acids.
AUGGAUAACCGCGGCUCCUUUUUCUUUCUUCUGCUGGUCUUCUACCUGCUUCUCAGCUCUCAAUCCCGUCCCUCGUUGAUCAAUGAGGAUCGGGAACGCCAGCGUGAGUUCGACCGAGAGAACCAUGCUCUCCAGCUGUUGAAUGAGUCGAAGUACGGGGACUUCGAUCCACCAGCAGAUCGAUGGCUACCCUUUGCAGGAGUGCGGAAAAAUGACAGCUAUGCCUGGGAUCUCUUUCCUCACGUCAAGACCCGUGUUCGUCAUCAGUUGCAAUCUGCCCUCUCAGGCGCAGGCCUCGAACCUCCGAUCGGUCUUGACGAAUCCAAUCCAUCAUCCCCAUUGAAUCUCACCAAGCUCUUCCUGCCCGUGUAUCGCAACGCAACAGGAAAAUUAAGAGGGGACUGGGUACGACGAACAGAUGGUGUGCAGCGCCAAGAACCGCUCAACACUACCGCUAUCGCUCGCGAACACGAAUACUUUACCCAUGAUUUCAGCUCUAACAUUACUGGAAAUGGCGGGACAUUCUAUGUUGAUCUCGAGGAAGGAGGUGGGGAAGAACUUCUCCAUGGGGAAGGCCUUGUUCGAGAGAUCCGCGCGAGUCUGACAGUCGAAAGUGAAGACUUCUGGGGAAGCACCUGGUAUCUGUCAUUAUUUGGCGUGCACUUCCCAGAAACUGGAGGGGUAAUCUUAACCACCACGAGUGAGAAAUUCGGUGGCAUAUUCUCUCUACCUCAUUUUGCCCUCUCUCCUGAUACGUAUGAAUUGUCUCAUCGUCUGCUUCUCAAAUCUCUCUCGGAUACUAUGUCACAGAGGCAAAAUCGGCCUGCCACCCUCUUUCCAUGGUCUUCUCUGGCGGGUUCGGAGCAGGUGGAAUUUCCGGCACCGAAGUGCGAACAUAUCAUCUUCUUACAACAACACCCAGUCAUGGUUGGCGACACUGUUGCGGACAGACUGAUGUUGGAGCGCAUGGAACAGGAACUUAGGUAUCCCAUGGGGGCUCCUAUUCCUGAUCCUCCUCUCAUGGUCAUGUCGGCUGUGGUAUUCUCCCCCGACUGUGGCUAUAUACUUGAGACAAAAGGAACUCCGGAGUUCCCACCUUCUGAACCAUUGUAUCUGGCCGGUCCUAAGCAUGAGGAGUACAGUAAAUAUGCAGCUCGUCUCAUCUUCGUGGUAUCCGGUGUUUUUGUUGCACAGAUAGCGCUUCUUCUCCGCCAGAUCAAAGAGGCAUCGACCCCCUCAACACGCAGCCGGGUCAGUUUCUACACCAUUGCAUUAAUGGCGCUCGGGGAUGCGUUUGUUCUCACUUUUAUUGUCUUGGAACUUUAUGCAACUGUUUCAUUCUUGAUCCUGGCAACUGCUUCAUUCCUGGCAUUUCUGUCCGUCAGUUACAUUGGCAUGAAAUUCAUGAUGGAAAUUUGGGCUGUGCAGGAACCAGAAAGGCGUGAAGAACGCCCGGUCAAUCCGACUUCCACGCCGCAGCCUGGAACACUUCCGCUUCCUGCAACUGCUGCUGUUCGAGAUUCGGGGGCAACACCGAUCAUUCUAGCGCCUGAUCAGGAUCCACCUGAGGAUGAUCUAGAACCACCACCCACCAACAAUCGUACGACUGCGCCGACACCCAGGCAAAUGCGAAGCGAUGUUGGUGCCAUGUAUGCGCGCUUCUAUCUGGCAUUAUUCGGCAUGCUUAUUAUAUCCAUCUGGUCAUUCCUGCUGCCACGACGCUUGGGUGGAAUCUAUGCGCGUGUGAUAGCUGGUACCUAUCUCUCCUUUUGGGUUCCCCAGAUUUAUCGCAAUGUCAUGCGAAACUGCCGCAAGGCCCUCCGGUGGGAUUUCGUUAUCGGUCAGAGCAUCCUUCGGCUGUUUCCUUUUGUAUACUUCCUCACGGCUCGCGGCAACGUCUUAUUCAUCCGUCCGGACUGGACUACAGCACUUUCAAUGGCUGGGUGGGUGUGGAUUCAGGCCUGGAUAUUAGCCAGCCAGGAUAUCUUGGGACCACGCUUCUUUGUCCCCCGUGGUUGGGCACCUCCGGCCUAUGAUUACCAUCCAACACUCCGAGAUACCCCGGGCGCUGACGAAGACCUUGAAUCUGGCGGUGUACUGUCAAUUGCAUCCCUUCGGGCCGAUGAACGUGAUUUGGUGAGCGACUCAAAGGAUGAUGACAAACAUCGACAUAAAGAUCGCAAGAGAGUAAUAUUCGACUGUGCCAUAUGCAUGCAAGAUAUCGACGUACCUGUUCUCCCGGGGUCUACUUCUGCAGGCGGAAGUAGCGUCGCUGAUGGAGCCACAAGUAUCCUCAGCCGUCGAACGUACAUGGUCACUCCUUGCCGGCAUAUUUUUCAUACUGCCUGUUUGGAGAGCUGGAUGAGACUUCGGCUUCAGUGCCCGAUUUGUCGGGAAUCGAUCCCCCCUGUGUAG